Messenger RNA from Auxenochlorella protothecoides, 1647 nucleotides. RefSeq names its product Sn1-specific diacylglycerol lipase alpha. The record is from RefSeq and is a predicted model, not a curated record. Lineage: Eukaryota; Viridiplantae; Chlorophyta; Trebouxiophyceae; Chlorellales; Chlorellaceae. Gene Ontology annotation, biological process: lipid metabolic process. The coding region runs from base 1 to 1647 and encodes 548 amino acids. The transcript has 7 exons.
AUGCCGGAGAAGGCCGUCGCCCACCGCGGCAACGCAGGCAAAGCUGCCAUUUUUACAGCGGGCAUGCUCACGACGCUCAUCGCCCGACUCUCUCAUGCCUUCAUCGAGGGCCUGGCCUUCACCUUCUCCCCCAAGGGUGGCGCCGUGGUGGUGGGCACAGAGCUGGCCAUCCUGGCGUAUGCGGUGGGCCCGGGCAAGCCCCUGGGCAUUGCCUGGCGGACCGUCGCGCUGUGCACACUGGCGCGCGCCUCCUACGUCCUGGUCAUCACCGCCCGCCGGCACGGCUUCAAGGAGCAGGAGUCAGUCUGGGACUGGGUGCCGGAGGGGGACGGCAUGGAGUCGGGCGCCUGGAGCGUGCUGCGCCAGCUCGCCAUCUCCUUUGGAAAGAUGCGGGAUGACAACGAGGAGAUCGCAGAGCUGCUGUCGCACGAUCACCUGCAGCCGCAGGAGCUGGCGGCGCGCAUGUACUACAUGUACUGCGAGCACUGCCGCGCGCCCGUGACGGAGGCCAUCGAGGAGGGUACCCCCGCCCCGCCCGACGCCCUGCGCGCACUGCGGCGGUACCGGCGGUACGCCGUCCUGGUCUACGACGCCGUCACCGAGUCGAGCCUGAGCGAGGCGCUGGCGGAGCGAGGCUACACCCUGCUCUUCGCCGAGUUCGAGCCGGACAUGGGCUCCGGCUGCCCCGCCUUCUUCUGCGCGGUGCACGAGGAAGGGCGGGAGGUGCUGCUCGUCAUCCGCGGCACCGCCAGCCCGGAGGACGUGUUCAUGGACGUGCUGGCCACGGGCGAGUCCUUUGACGACGAGGACAUCCUGUGCCACUCAGGCAUGUGCAAGGCGGUGCGGUACCUCAGCGCCCGCUUCCGUGCGCUCCUCAUGCCCAUGCAGGAAGCAGGGUACCAGGUGACCAUCGUUGGCCACUCGCUGGGCGCGGGGGUGGCCUCACUGCUCACCGCCUAUUUCAAGCGCAAGGGUAUGGACCCGCGCCGGCUGCAGUGCGUGGCCUACGAGACGCCGCCCUGCAUGGACCUGAGCCUCGCCCGGGACUGCCAAGACGUCGUGCUUACCUUGGUGCAUGGCGACGACGUGGUGCCGCGCAUGUGCGCCGAAUCGCUGGCCUCCUUCCUGGAGGACCUGGUGGAAUUCGACUGGGAGCCCGUGGCCGAGAAGGAGGGCGUGCCCAAGGGCCUGGAGCUGAUGCAGACGCUGAGCUCCUUCUUCCCUUGGGGCGGCGGCGCCGGCGGCGGCCAGGGCAAGGAGGACACCGAGCGCGCGCUGUCCCACGCCGCCAGCGACGUGCGCGGCGCCGCGGAGCACAUGGGCAACCGGGAGCACCCCGACGGCGUCACCGAGGCCGGCGGGCGGCAGCGCAGCAGGACGGGGGUGUACAAGCCCUUCAUCCCGGGCCGCAUCGUGCUGGCGGCGCGGGACGAGGCCGGCGCGCCGCGGCGCACACUGCUCCCGGACCCCAGCUCCUCGGUCCUGCGCGCCUUCCGGCUGACGGGGAGCACCAUCUCCGACCACUUCAUCGACAGCGCGGAGCUUGGGGAGAGGCGCAGGGGCAGGACAUCUUCCACUCCCCCGGGCAACGGGCCAGACCCGGAGGACAGCCCCGCUGCGGCGCGGGCGCAGGAGGGCAGGGACUGA